CGUGUCAAUUCAACAUUUUAGUUGCAAGAAAUAUUCUCUUGUAAGGUUUGUGUGUCACCCAAAUUAAAAAGAAAUAGUGAAUAAUAACUUUUUCUUAUCUUUUCUACUAUCUAUAUAUCCAUCACAGAACAAAACUUCCAUUGCUCUGUUCUGUUCUGUUUCUCUUUCUUCUCCCUCGUGUAACAAUGGCAUUCACACGUGCCACGCUCAUGCUAGCCAUGUCCCUUUCUCUGGUAGUAAUGUCCAUAGCCCAAGCACCCUCUCCUGGACCCAUCAUGCUGCACACUCCUUCACCUGCCUCCUCCCCUGAAUCAUUGCCACCAGAAAGCCCAAGCCAGAGCCCGAGCAUGAGCCCAAGCAUGAACAUGAGUCCAAGUAUGAGCCCACCUUUCCCUACUGAUGCUUCACCAUCUCCAGCUUCUUCACCGUCACCUUCCACCGGAGAAUCAAUGUCUGAUAAUCCAGUUGCUUCAAGUCCAAGCAACGCGGUUGUUCGCAGAAGCAGCUUUUUCAUGCUACCAUUCUUUGCUGGUGCUGCACUGCUUCUUGCAUAAACAAAGUUGAGAGUUCUUGAUUCAACUUCAUGUAGACCAAGUCACAAAGAUAUGCAAUCGUGUAUCUUAUUUUGUUUUCCUUUCUAGCUUCUAUUUUUUUUCCCUUUGUUAUGUCGUUUAAAUAAUAUUUUAGUGGAUGAUAUAUUGUUCUGUAUUUUGUUAUUGAACUGUUAGGGACAGUGGUGACCAAACAUUGCAUAUAUAUGUAUAUGUAUAUGUUGGUUUCAUUUGUUAUACCUUGUAGCAUUUUGUAGUAUACUAAAUAAGAGAGAUUUGGUGACUUCUACUUCUUCUA
Messenger RNA from Medicago truncatula (barrel medic), 849 nucleotides. RefSeq names its product early nodulin-20-like. Lineage: Eukaryota; Viridiplantae; Streptophyta; Magnoliopsida; Fabales; Fabaceae. The record is from RefSeq and is a predicted model, not a curated record. Bases 186 to 554 code for a protein of 122 amino acids. The transcript has a single exon.